ACCCCGUGUGAUCUACUAAGAUACUUCGUUCAUUUGCCGUUUGCAGGUUUGCAGAUAUUUGACCGUUUGUGUUUUGUGUUCUGUGUCUUGCCGUGGGAUUCGGGCUGAUUAGAGAGAUCGCAGGUCAAAGUUGGCGUGGAUUGGCAUAGUUAUAGCAAGAGUUCACAGUUUGAUCAAAUCAAAGUUGUUUGCGCAAAACAGUGAUCAAAAUAUUUACAACCCCGAGUACGAGAAAAGCGAAAGCAUUGGAAGUUUAUUUACGAUCGCUGAUUAGUUAUACGACAUUGGAUUGAGGAUCGUUUCUGACCAUGGGGAGUUCCGGAUACACCUGUAUACGGAGGACAUUUUGUUCGUUCAAUAUUCUGAUAUGGCUUUGCGGAAGUGGAUUUCUAGCGAUCGGACUGUGGCUAAGGUUUGCGGCGCCCGGAUAUGCCACCCUGUUACCAGAUCAUGCUGCCCUUAGUGCCGAUUGUUUGUUCAUUUUGAUUGGGGUGAUAAGCUUUGUGAUAGCAUUCUUUGGAUGCUGCGGAUCGUGGUUCCAAUCUAGGUGUUUCCUCAUCAUUUAUUUCACAUUGGUGGUGAUGUUGUUUUUGAGCGAAUUUUUGCUCGGAUCAUUGGCGUUCGUUUUCCGGGGAGGCAUUGGCCGGAUGUUGGUUCACGAGUUGAAGUACGGCAUCGAGAAGCACUACAAUGUGACAGACCGAGGGGGACUUCUAGCUCCAUCGGUGGCCUCUAUUUGGGACAAAGUGCAAGUUGAGCUCCAAUGUUGUGGCGUCUCCUCGUACGAGGACUGGUACGACAUCAGCGCCUGGCCCGGUGAGCGAUGGGUUCCCCGAUCCUGCUGCCGACCACGCUAUAACUCCAUCUACUCGGAAGGCUCCGGAGACGAUGCCUCGGGAAUCGACUGCCGGAAAGCCGGUGAUCCCUCGCUACUUUGGGACAAAAGUUGUGGCCAAAUCCUACAGAUGUUCUUCGUACAACGGUUACAUGUCGUUGGAACAGUUGGUCUAGUCAUAGCCUUUUUACAGCUAUUUGGUCUGAUAUCAUCGAUGCUCCUAUUUUGUACAGUGAAGCAUAAAAAAUCCUCAAAAACCUACAAAUCCUAUUCACCAACAGUGGACACAACGUUAAAUCGAAGCACUGGAACAUAUCUUGACGAUUGAUGAAAUGGAGCUCAAUCAUCGAAAACGCAACGAAAUAUCAGAGCGCAAUACUCGAAUCAAAAUGGUCUCUUUCGUCAACGAAGUCCUUUUUUCGUAAUCUCAUAGUUUUUUCACCAAAAUUUAUAUCUCCAUUGAUUUUUUCAAAAGUUAAACUCCGGUAGACAACAUAACAUCUUUGAUUUAUUUUUCGUAGAAUCAUAGACCCUUUACUCAUAAAAUGUUGAGUUUAACCAAAAUGACCCCAAUUCUAUCUAUUGAAAAUAGUUUUUGUGAGCUCAUUUGGCGAACGUAGAGUAUCGAACACAUGAUAACAAAACUCAGAAAGAGCCAAAAACUUGAGGGUGGCUCCGGAAAAAAUAACCGAAUCGAAAUCCUUAGAUUAAGGAGAAGCUGUGCCAAAAAUUAACAAAGUUUACUGCUAGUAUUAUAGUGAUUAAAACGAAUUUGUUGGUUAGUUUAACGUUUAAGGUGCCCAAAUAGGAGAAACAAGUUCAUGAAUACCAAAAUCUGAACCUCAAGAGGAUUUUUAAAUAGAUAAAAUCAAUACUGUUAGACUAAGAUUAAGCGUAAAACAAUAUAAAAUCUUUUCCAAAUUCCCUUUUAGUUUUGUAAAAUAUUCUCCCUUCAUUAAAUCCACUUUGUCUUGUUUUUCUCAAUGAAAAAAGGAAAAAAAUACAGUGAUUUAAGUUAUUUGUAGAUGAUUUUUUUUUCCAGUGCGAAAUGACGAACGCAUUCCAAAGUAGCUUCCAUAUUUACAAAAGUGAAAAUGCAUGUACAAUGAUAAAUGAUGAAGAAAUAUAC
Molecule: messenger RNA, 1964 nt
Organism: Uranotaenia lowii
Lineage: Eukaryota; Metazoa; Arthropoda; Insecta; Diptera; Culicidae
Product: tetraspanin-9
Exons: 8
Coding region: 309-1163 (284 amino acids)
Cellular component (GO): membrane
Source: RefSeq, a predicted model, not a curated record